This is a messenger RNA of Brassica napus (rape), 682 nucleotides long. RefSeq names its product putative RING-H2 finger protein ATL69. Gene Ontology annotation, molecular function: ubiquitin protein ligase activity. The record is from RefSeq and is a predicted model, not a curated record. Gene Ontology annotation, cellular component: endomembrane system. The transcript has a single exon. Bases 1 to 663 code for a protein of 220 amino acids. NCBI's taxonomy places the organism in Eukaryota, Viridiplantae, Streptophyta, Magnoliopsida, Brassicales, Brassicaceae.
AUGCAUUUUUCAAACAUGAAUAUUCAACAACUGGAUUUUCGCGUAAUGCAGUCGAGACCUCUUUCGCCAUCAGAAGGAUACGAAAACUUAGUCGCCAUCACCAUCGACAUAAAAUCUGACCGGUCCACUCCGGUUUAUCCACCCGUUCUCAUCAACAUCAGUCUCCAUAGUUCAAGUCCCCGCUACAUCUUCCAACAACUUGUCAUGGAACAAGAGACUCAAGAUACUAACCAUCUUCGCUUAUUAGCAUAUUUAGCCGAACAGAUCUCAACAGCUGCAACCUCAUUAGGUUUUGGACACAACGGUUUUGUCAUGGAAAUAGACUACAAAGUUGUUUACGUGGUGGUUAGGUCUGGUCAUCCUCCUCUAGACGAGUCGGUAUCGUUGAGGGCUUCCUUGUUGAGGUUGGUUCUAUCAGGGAGUGUCGGAUAUAGAGAGGAAACCAAGGGUUUGAAGAUGGAAACAGGGCCGUGUUCUAUAUGUCUCGACAAUCUCGUCGUCUCCGGUCGUUCGAACUCGAAACGUGGUAUCCCUACGCGUAUGACAUGUUCCCAUGUCUUCCACGAUGGUUGUCUCUUGGAAUGGCUUCAACGCAAAAACACUUGCCCUUUGUGUCGGACUGUGCUGUACGAUCGGUCUACGAUUUUGAACAAUGUGGAUUGAAUUAAGGUUUUGAAGAGGA